CUCGCAGCUACGGACAGAGGAGCAGCUGCGCUCUUCCUCCAGUCUGCCCGUCUGCGUGGACCUUGGAGGGCGAUAAGAACCGAUGGAAGAGGUGGUCCUGCUCCUUGUGCUCGAGUAGGGAGAGGAAUGUGUUCAGAAAAAGAUCGGGGAGCUCGUACACCGUUAGUUAAGGAAAUGAAGGCGAACAGAACAUCGCCGUGGUGAUUUCAGGGUCAAAAUCUGCAUGGAUUGUUGUUCUCUGACGGGAUUUUUACCUUAAAACGGACCAUUUUGACUCAGCGAUGCUUUACUUACUAUUGGCCAAUAGACUUUCUCCCCGUGACUCCACUGCAAUGAGGCUCCUUCAAACACAUGUGGUUUUGUGUGUUCUGGUAUGGACAGCACAAGCAUCAGAUUUCAAGUCAUCUGUAGGCACACAUUUCACAAGAACACAGACUCAUGCAGUGAAAAAACACAUGGGAUUGCAAUCUAACACUUUUGCAGCCAUCUCAGGGAACAUGGCACCUCUUCAGGCAGAUCAGGCAACAAAUCCCUCAAGAUCCCCUGCCAGGAGAGUUUUGAAAGGACGCAGACCUUCACCUCCAACAAGCUCAGUCACACAGCCAGUUGAGAAACCUAACCUGCUUCAUGCUCACACAGACAGCAAUGCUCCUCAACAUGGCUCUCCAAGCUCCCAAUUACGUACCUCUAAUCGCACCAGCUCUGUAAAUAUCCUUGCCAGGUUUGCAGGUAAGAAUCGCCUGCUAGUCAUUUCAGCACCCCAUAAGUCAGAUGGAUACUACAGGCUGAUGUUGAGCUUGCUCAAGCCAGACGUGUAUUGCCAAAUGGCAGACCGCCAUAUGCAGCAGAUCAUUAUGUUCCAUGGAAAGGAAGACAUGGGUGGCAAAGUGAGACUUGUGAACAACAAUGGCUCAAUUCUUGAAGAACAGUUGGAUCCAGCCUUAGUACCCAGGCUGAUGAGCUUUAUAAAACUGGAGGAGGGCAAGUUUGGCAUGGCAUUGCUGAGGAAAACCUUGCAGGUGGAGGAGAGAUACCCAUACCCAGUGCAGCUUGAGGCUAUGUAUGAGAUAAUAGACCAGACGCCUAUGCGCAGGCUUGAGAAAACCAGACAGAAAGGUUUUGUGGAAAAGUGUAGGGCAAGCGGAAUGCAGGGAAAGGUAGUGCAGUCUGUUGGGACUGUAUUGACAGAUGCCAAAUCCAAUGUGCACAGAGGCUCUCAAAAUAUUGAGAUGGUAGGAGGGGCAAGACCUCCUUUCAAGCCCACUAAGAGUACUACCACACAAUCUACCACAAUCCCUCCACCCAAAAUCACUAGAAGGAGAAAAAUUAUACAUACAUCUACUAUAAAACCUGCAACUACAACAGUUGCAGCCACAACCCAGCUUGCUACUACUACUCCCAUUACUACUACAACUACUACUACUACAACUACUACUACUACUACUACCACUACAUUACCCACAACUCUGCCUUCGACCACUGUCAGUCCCACUACUUUAUCGACUACAGAGUCACAUAGACACCCACACACACCAUCACACAAACACAAAGCCCGACUAAACUCCUUAGUGCCCGCUACACGAGACCAUCAAAGGAAACACACUGCAACUGACCCAUCCAUUACCUCUGACUUAAUGAUCCAUCGCAGAGACAAACACAAAGAUCGGACCGAUAAGAUUUCAUCUGGAUCUCGCAGGCAAAAGCCCAUCAAGGACAAACUACCCAGGGGUAAAAACGUAGCGAGGGAACAGAUCAAUGAACAUGUAGAAGAGCAAGAAGCAGGACCGCCUCCAGUGAGUGCACCGGUGGAGACCCUUCCGACUACCAAAACGGGGAAGACCAGCCGCGAGAAAGGUGAGAAGAAGAAAAAGGCAGAGAGAACCGAGAAGCCUGUGAAAAAGAACAACACAGAGAAAAAAGUGGCAAAACCCUCCAAGGAUGCAGAGGUUAAUCUUCACAACAGAAAUGUGGCUCAAAAAGCAAGCAGCCUUGAGGAUAAAGAUGCUGUUGGCAAGCCUACCCAAAAGCCUGUUGAUACCAAGAGAGCACUAGAAACAUUUCUUAGUUAUUUUGAGAAAAGGAGACGUCUGCUUGUAAUUACUACUCCCAGUGAAAAUAACAAAAUGUACAGUCAGCAGAGGGAUGAGUAUCUGGAACAAGUGUGCGACAUGGCUUUGCGCAAAGUCUCCAUUAUCACCAUUUUUGGCCCUCUAGCCAACGGCACCAUGAAGAUAGACCAUUACCAGAUGGAGCAGGAUAAGCCAGUGCGCAGCUUGCCAGUCAGUGAGCUCAUCAACCAGGAACUCAUCACGGCCUUCCGGAAGGAGCUUGGCAUGGUUUACAAUGAUUUCUUCAUGGUGCUGACUGACUUUGACAUGAAAGUGAAGCAACAGUAUGAAGUACCUAUUAUCAUGAAGGCAGUGUUUGAUUACAUUGACACAUUCUCAUCACGCCUCCAAGAGAUGGAGCUUCAGAGGAAGCUGGGGAUUGCAUGCAAGAAAGAAGACAAGUCCAGAACUCUGGAGAAUUUCCUCUCUAGGUUUCGCUGGAGACGAAGGCUGCUCGUCAUCUCCACCCCUGAUGAAGAGGAGUGGGCUUAUCAGCAGCAGCUCCAGGCCUUGACCAGUCAGGCCUGCAACUUGGGGCUGCGUCACAUGUCUGUGUUAAAGCUGACUGGGAGAGCCAUGGAGGACAUGGGUGGAGUCUUGGAGCUCUAUCCUAUCAAUGGAAGUGCAACGGUGGACCGAGAGGACCUUUCUGCCUCCCUAGUGCAUGACAUCAGGAACUACUUCCAGGUCAGUGCGGAUUAUUUCUCCAUGCUGCUGGUGGGCAAAGACGGCAAUGUGAAGUCAUGGUACCCAUCACCCAUGUGGACCAUGUCCAUCAUCUACGAGCUGAUCGACUCCAUGCAGCUGCGCAGGCAGGAGAUGGCCAUCCAGCAGUCACUGGGCAUGCGCUGCCCUGAAGAAGAAUACGGUCACCAUGAAGAAUAUCAUGAAGGCUAUCACCGUGGUUACGGUUACUAAACUCAUAGAAAAAGAAGAAAAUACUUCCCUUUGAAGCCUCAGUGGCCUCUUUUCAAGCCCGAGGCCCAGAAAGCAGCUAGACUUUGAUACAUUUGUGAAUAAUCACUGAGAUAGCACUAUGGUUUUAUUCUGUAGCAUUACUCUUAUUUGUGAGACAGUUCUCUUUUUCCAGUUUGUUUUGUUUGAAUAGUUGACUUCUUAUCAUCAGUGUUACAGAAUUACAAUUUAGUGUAAUUUAAAAGGUUGCCAUACGCUGGCAUCUCACAGCUCCGGGGUCCGUGUCUCGAGCCUGAACUCAGGUGUAGACUUUGUGCCUGUUCUUCUCAUGUCUGUGUGGGUUUCCUCUAGUUUCUCUGCUUUUUCCAACAACAUGCUGGUAAGUGUUAUUGGCAACACGAAUUUGCGCUUAAGUGUCAAGGUGUGCACAUGGCGCCCUUUAAUGAUGUAACUGAUGUCCAAUUCAGGGUGUGGUCUUGCUUCAUGGCCAGUGGGAGAACGCUCUGGAUCUGCUAUAACCCUGACCAGGAUGAAGCAGAUACUGAAUAUAAAUGAUUGUACUUUGAAUGUAUUCUGUUUUAUAAAGUUUUGUACAACAGUGGUUCAGAAAUAAAUAAUUAUGUUACUCAUAUUUGAUAAUUGUACCGUCUUUAUCAGGACA
This is a messenger RNA of Hemibagrus wyckioides, 3684 nucleotides long. It is a transcript of the gene ccdc80l1, whose product is annotated as coiled-coil domain containing 80 like 1. Lineage: Eukaryota; Metazoa; Chordata; Actinopteri; Siluriformes; Bagridae. Bases 282 to 3026 code for a protein of 914 amino acids. The transcript is spliced from 8 exons. The record is from RefSeq and is a predicted model, not a curated record.